Messenger RNA from Trichechus manatus latirostris (Florida manatee), 5520 nucleotides. It is a transcript of the gene DHX36, whose product is annotated as DEAH-box helicase 36. The coding region runs from base 82 to 3099 and encodes 1005 amino acids. NCBI's taxonomy places the organism in Eukaryota, Metazoa, Chordata, Mammalia, Sirenia, Trichechidae. The record is from RefSeq and is a predicted model, not a curated record. Gene Ontology annotation, molecular function: G-quadruplex DNA binding; RNA helicase activity; G-quadruplex RNA binding. The transcript is spliced from 25 exons. Gene Ontology annotation, cellular component: intracellular anatomical structure; cytoplasm.
AAGUGGAUGCGCACUGGCUUCCGGGCCCGGGCGCCAUUUCUAGCGGUUGCGGAUUCUCACGUGUGGUAAUCUGCCCUGACAAUGAGCUAUGACUACCAUCAGAGCUGGAGCCGCGAUGGCUGUCCCCGCAACUCCGGCGGGGGCUUUGGAGGGAGUCGUGGAGGGGGCUACGGAGGGAGCCGAGGUUUUGGCGGCGGCGGAGGGGGUGGUCGAGGCGGCCGGGGCCGGCAUCCCGGGCACCUGAAAGGCCGCCAGAUCGGCUUGUGGUACGCGAGGUUGCAGGAGCAGAAGAACAAGGAGGCAGAGAGGCAGGAGAGAGCUGUAGUACACAUGGAUGAACAUCGAGAAGAACAAAUUGUGCAGCUGCUGAAUUCUGUCCAAGCUAAGAAUGAUAAAGAUUCAGAAGCACAGAUAUCCUGGUUUGCUCCUGAGGAUCAUGGAUAUGGUACUGAAGUCCCUGCUGAGAACAGACCAAGCACAGAGAAGAAACUUGAGGGCCAGGAAAAGAAAUUGAUAAACCAAGAAAAAAGGACCUUUAGAAGCAGAGACAAAUCAUACACAGACCGAGAUUCUGAGUACCUCCUGCAAGAAAAUGAGCCAGAUGUAACCUUAGACCAACAACUACUGGAAGAUUUACAACGGAAGAAAACUGACCCUCGGUAUAUUGAAAUGCAGCAUUUCCGGGAAAAGCUGCCUUCAUAUGGAAUGCAAAAGGAGUUGGUGAAUCUGAUUGCUAAUCACCAGGUGACAGUAAUAAGCGGUGAAACUGGUUGUGGAAAAACCACUCAGGUCACUCAGUUCAUUUUGGAUGAUUAUAUCGAACGAGGAAAAGGAUCUGCGUGCAGGAUCGUGUGUACUCAGCCAAGAAGGAUCAGUGCCAUCUCAGUUGCAGAGCGAGUGGCUGCAGAAAGGGCAGAGGCUUGUGGCGGCGGUAACAGUACUGGAUACCAGAUUCGUCUCCAGAGUCGGCUGCCAAGGAAGCAGGGCUCUAUCUUAUACUGUACAACAGGGAUCAUCCUUCAGUGGCUGCAGUCAGACCCGCAUUUAUCCAGUGUCAGUCACAUCGUCCUGGAUGAAAUCCACGAGAGAAAUCUACAGUCAGAUGUCUUCAUGACGAUUAUUAAAGAUCUUCUCACGUCUCGACCUGACCUGAAGGUGGUACUGAUGAGUGCCACACUGAAUGCUGAGAAAUUUUCAGAAUAUUUUGGUGACUGUCCAAUCAUACAUAUACCUGGUUUUACUUUUCCGGUUGUGGAGUAUCUUUUGGAAGAUAUAAUUGAAAAGAUAAGAUAUGUUCCAGAACAAAAAGAAUACAGAUCCCCGUUUAAGAGGGGUUUCAUGCAAGGGCACGUAAAUAGACAGGAAAAAGAAGCCAAAGAAGCCAUCUAUGAAGAACGCUGGGCAGGUUACGUAAGGGAACUGCGAAGAAGGUAUUCUGCAAGGACUGUAAAUGUUUUACAAAUGAUGGAUGAUGAUAAAGUUGAUCUGAACUUGAUUGCUGCCCUUAUCCGAUACAUUGUUUUGGAAGAAGAGGAUGGUGCAAUACUGGUGUUUCUGCCAGGCUGGGACAAUAUCAGCAGUUUACACGAUCUCUUGAUGUCACAAGUGAUGUUUCAGUCAGAUAAGUUUCUUAUUAUACCUUUACAUUCGCUGAUGCCUACAGUUAACCAGACACAGGUGUUUAAGAAAACCCCUCCUGGUGUUCGGAAAAUAGUGAUUGCUACCAACAUUGCGGAGACUAGCAUUACCAUAGAUGACGUAGUUUAUGUGAUAGAUGGAGGGAAAAUAAAAGAGACGCACUUUGACACUCAGAACAACAUCAGCACCAUGUCGGCUGAGUGGGUCAGUAAAGCCAACGCCAAACAGAGGAAGGGCCGGGCUGGCAGAGUUCAACCUGGUCAUUGCUAUCAUCUCUACAAUGGUCUCAGAGCAAGCCUACUAGAUGACUAUCAACUGCCAGAAAUUUUGAGAACUCCUUUGGAAGAAUUAUGUUUACAAAUAAAGAUUUUAAAGCUAGGUGGAAUUGCUUAUUUUCUGGGGAGAUUAAUGGAUCCACCAUCAAGUGAGGCAGUGUGGCUCUCCAUAAAACACCUGAUGGAACUGAAUGCUUUGGAUAAACAAGAAGAGUUGACACCUCUUGGAGUCCACUUAGCACGAUUACCGGUUGAGCCACAUAUUGGCAAAAUGAUUCUCUUUGGAGCUCUGUUCUGUUGCUUAGACCCAGUACUCACUAUUGCUGCUAGUCUCAGCUUCAAAGAUCCCUUUGUCAUUCCGUUGGGAAAGGAAAAGAUCGCAGAUGCAAGAAGAAAAGAAUUGGCAAAGGAUUCUAGAAGUGACCACCUGACAGUCGUGAAUGCAUUUAAGGGCUGGGAAGAAGCUAGGCAACGUGGUUUCAGAUAUGAAAAGGACUAUUGCUGGGAAUAUUUUCUGUCUUCAAACACCCUGCAGAUGCUGCACAACAUGAAGGGGCAGUUUGCCGAGCACCUCCUUGGAGCGGGAUUUGUAAGCAGUAGGGAUCCUCAGGACCCAGAGUCUAACGUAAAUUCAGAUAAUGAGAAGAUAAUUAAAGCUGUUAUCUGUGCUGGUUUAUACCCCAAAGUUGCUAAAAUCCGACCAAAUUUGGGUAAAAAAAGAAAAAUGGUUAAAGUGUAUACAAAAAGUGAUGGAUUAGUUUCCAUUCAUCCUAAAUCUGUUAAUGUGGAACAGACAGACUUUCGCUACAACUGGCUUAUCUAUCAUCUGAAGAUGAGAACAAGCAGCAUAUACUUGUAUGACUGCACAGAGGUUUCCCCGUAUUGUCUGUUGUUCUUUGGAGGUGAUAUUUCCAUCCAGAAGGAUGAUGAUCAAGAAACUAUUGCUGUAGAUGAAUGGAUUAUCUUUCAGUCUCCAGCAAGAAUUGCCCAUCUUGUUAAGGAAUUAAGAAGGGAACUGGAUGUCCUUCUGCAAGAGAAGAUCGAAAGUCCGUGUCCUGUAGACUGGAAGGACACUGCGUGCAGAGACUGUGCAGUGCUAUCUGCCAUCAUAGACUUGAUCAAAACGCAGGAAAAGGCAAUGCCCAGGAAGUUUCCACCACGCUGCCGGGAUGAGUGUUUCAGCUGACAGCUUUUCUGUGGUGGUCUGAAAAGGCAGUGUGACAGCCAUUUUCCGUCAUAGCUUUUGUCUAGAUGCUGGGACGUGACUAAUUCUUGUGUCUAAGGUAGAAGUCUUCAGGAGGUACUCCAGACUUAACUGUGCAUGAGUGAACGACUUCCUGAUGUUGAUGGUAGGUAGCGACUGUAAAUACACCGUGCGAUGUGGUAUAGCCUCUGAUCGUAGACUCUGUUUUGGUCAUGUCCACACCUGGGGAGUACUGCUGUACAGGUCGAGUGGUGUACAACUUGAGAAAUUCCUUUGUUCUGUUAUGAAAUAUUAAUCUUUCUGACCACAGUGUCUUACUAUAGAACCGGUAAAAAUAGGAUGGUUAGCCAAAAGCGGUGUCAAGUAAGAAUUUGAACACAAUCCCAUUUUUUUAAAAAUGAAACUUGUAUCAGAAGUAAAUUAAUUUGUUGUAAUAAAGCCCAGUAUUUAAUAAAAUGUACAGUGUGUAACUCUGAGUUAACUUCUUGGUUUGGUUUUUACAGUCCACUUAUUCGUUGUUCAUUUGAUGUUUUUUCCGUUUUUAGAAUACGCACACACUCCGUUCACAUCACCGUGUGCAGUGUAAUGUAGCAGUUAAGAGCAUGGUCUGGAGUCUGACUACCUAGAUUCAGAUUUCAUCUCUGUCACUACUAGAUGUCUUGGGCAAGUUACUUAGCCUCUCUGUGCCUCCUUAAAAUUCUUCGUCUGUAAUGUAGGGGUAACAGUUGUGAAGAUUAAAUGUGUUAAUACAUGUAAAGCAGAUAGAAUAGUGCCUGGAAUAGAGAAUGUACUCACUGAAUCUUGGCUAUUAUUUGGUCCCUGACUUUUUUUUUAAUGUACAGCGAUCCAUCUUACCAUACUUUUUUCUAUGCUCUGAAUGCUAUUGUACUCCGUCUGCCAAUGGAAUCUAGUGGGAUUGUCAGCACGUACUGUCUGCUUCCUGCCCUGAUGGGGCAGAUACUGUAGGCUGCUCUUCUGCCCCUCCUUUCUUAUACACUCAUUCACCUUCUGUGCCCAAGGAUGGUGGGUGAAUCAAGAUUGUUCUAAAGCCAGUCAUGGGUGGUCUUAGUUCUCCUGUAAGUUGGUGAGAUGCGAGGAUGUGAACCUGUCCUGACCAAUGGCACCUGGGGAGAAAUCUGCAAGGGGGCCUCAGAGAAAGGUUGUCCUCACUAGUAGAGAGACUUAGACAGGAAACUGCUCUCCUCCUCUGGACAUUGUCCAGUCUGACACUUGGCGCUCCUGCAGCCACCUGUGGUCGCAGGAGAGAGCACCAUGUCCUGAGGUUGGCUUAGUGGAAAGAUGGAAACCACCAGAGUCCUUAAUGCAGGUGAGCCACUGAGGUAACCAGCUCUGGAACUGCCCUGCACCUGGACUGACUUUGCAUAACUUGGGAGAAAGCAUUUCAACUGAAACAUUACCCACCAUUGAGUGCUGUUUGCUCUGCUCUGACCCUAUUUCUGCCAUUUAUUUUGUGACCUAAUAGUUUUGACUCAUAGUGUCUGACUAAAAGGAAAAGUAGUUGUACUGGACUCCAGUUGUACUGCAAAAAGAGCAUACUGCUACACCCUAAAAUAUGCAAAUUUUAUCGUGCCUGCCAGGAAAUGCAAGGAAACAAAAGGAAAAGAGUAUCAUGCGAUGUCUAGGUGUAUUGGUAACGCUAUUUUGACCUGUUAGUCACCCUGGUUCAGUUAACUGCUCCCAUUUCCAGGAAUGUAUGCCACCCGUUGUUGCCCACCAAGGGUUUGGAGGUACUGUGUGUUCCAAGUCCAUUCUCUUGGCUUGCUUCCCAAAAGUGAUCUGUCAUGCACUGAAUUCUUCUUAUUGAGUCAUAUUACGAUACUGUAGUAACAUACUAGUUUGUCCCUAAACUCGAUGACCAUCAGAUAUUGUUUAUUCUAUAUGAGUGUUUACUUUUGUUCUUUUUUCUUGCUUUUAUUAUCCACUUUAAAUUCACAUGGUCUGUUGGCCAAAAUGGUCUUGGAAUAAAGAAUUUAAGGUAUCUUUUGUUUUUUAAUUACUACAUAGUUGGUUCCAUGCCUAUAAGCCAAUACUUACAUUUUAUUUAUAUUUUCCAUAUGAAUGAGAAAGAUGUUCCUGAAGAAUUAUUUAAUACAUGAGGCAUUCAGAGGUUAAAGCAGUUACUGUCACUCUCAAUUUAUUGUAUCUUCUCAGUAGCAGAUCAGGAUGGAAAUUUCAACUGAAGAUACCAUUUGUUUCUUUGUUUACAAAAUAGAACAUUACUGAGUGAAAAAUGCAUUCCAAUCUAAGAACUAUUUGUUCUUUAGUAGUUUUAAUGGAUAAGACACUGAAUUAAAAAGGAGAAUCUAUUUGCCUCACCACUCUGAGACUCCAGAGGGUAACUUUUGGGAAAAACCCUGAAAAACUUAAGUGAAAAAAAAAAAA